This is a messenger RNA of Mauremys mutica (yellowpond turtle), 882 nucleotides long. Its product is annotated as serine protease 27-like. NCBI's taxonomy places the organism in Eukaryota, Metazoa, Chordata, Testudines, Geoemydidae. The record is from RefSeq and is a predicted model, not a curated record. The transcript has 6 exons. The coding region runs from base 1 to 882 and encodes 293 amino acids. Gene Ontology annotation, biological process: proteolysis. Gene Ontology annotation, molecular function: serine-type endopeptidase activity.
AUGAUGGGGCGUCAGGGUUCCCCACUGGCCGUGUUGCUGCUGGUGCUGCCCCUGCUGGAGGGUGCGGAGCAGAACCCGGGUCCCCCAGGGUUCAGCCGUAUCAUGGGAGGGCAGGAUGCCAAGAAGGGUAAGUGGCCCUGGCAGGUCAGUGUGCAAGAAGAUGGAGCCCACAUCUGUGGAGGAUCCCUCAUCUCAGCCCAGUGGGUGGUAUCAGCCGCUCACUGCUUCAAUCCCUCUCUCCCCAACGCUGUAUAUAGCAUGAAGCUGGGGGAGUACCAGCUCUCCAAUCCCUCCACCCAGAGCUCAUCCCGUGUGAGUCGCAUCGUCAGGCACCCCGACUACAAGGAGAACACGUUAGUCGCCGACAUCGCCCUGGUGCAGCUGACGGAACCUGUCACCUUCACGGACACCAUCCGCCCCGUCUCCCUGCCGGGCUCCUCCACCCAGUUCCCAGCCGGGGAAAAGUGCUGGGUCACGGGCUGGGGCAACACGGGGUCGGGGUGUAAAGGUACGCUUCCACCGCCCCAGACACUUCAGGAGGUGCAGGUUCCUCUCGUCGAUGUGUCGACCUGCAGAGCACACUAUGGGGAAUGCAGUCAUUUGAUCAAAGAUGACAUGCUGUGCGCUGGGUCUGUAGGAGUCAGUCGUGAUAGCUGCCCGGGUGACUCCGGGGGGCCUCUGGUCUGUGGAAGCAACUUCCUCUUGGUUGGGAUCGUCAGCGGGGGAAACGACUACAUAACCUGUCAAGUCCCCGUCCCAGGGCUGUACGUCCGGGUCUCAGCCUAUGCCAAUUGGAUCCAGGAAGUCACUGAUGGUGCCAGCCCCUCGGCCUUCUCUCCUGCUGUACUGCUGCUUGCUGGGCUCCUCCUGACAACCCUGUGA